CUCAUUUCUUCUCCCACUUCACAGCACCAGAACAAAUGGCUUUGACAUUACGGUCUUCUACUUCUUUCAUCAAUCCAAAAGACACCAAAGGCCUCAAAACUCCAGACAUCUCCAGCUCAAUUUUCUUCACACCAAGCAAGCCUCCAUGCAGUAUCCGAGCAAAGAUCCCAACGCAAGAAGCACAUCUCUGCCAUGAGAAUGCCAUGGUAUCAGAAGGAAGGAAAAAUCAAGUCCUUCAUGGGCUGCCAACACCACAUAAUAAAAAUGGUUCAAGGGUGCCAGUGUUUGUCAUGUUGCCCCUUGACACAGUCUCCUUCGGAGGGAACUUGAACAAGCCACGUGCCAUGAACGCUAGCUUGAUGGCUCUGAAAAGUGCAGGAGUGGAAGGAGUCAUGGUAGACGCUUGGUGGGGGUUGGUGGAGAAAGAUGGACCUAUGAAGUAUAACUGGGAAGGGUAUGCUGAGCUUGUGCAGAUGGUGCAAAGGCAUGGACUAAAGCUCCAAGUUGUCAUGUCUUUUCAUCAGUGUGGAGGGAAUGUUGGAGACUCUUGCAGCAUUCCGCUGCCUCCAUGGGUUCUUGAAGAAAUCAGCAAGAAUACGGAUCUUGUCUAUACAGACAGGUCAGGCCGGAGAAAUCCAGAAUACAUCUCAUUGGGUUGUGAUUCAAUACCUGUGCUCAGAGGACGAACACCCAUCCAGGUCUAUUCUGAUUAUAUGAGGAGCUUCCACAACCGAUUCAAAGAUUAUUUAGGCGGGGUUAUUGCGGAAAUUCAAGUGGGGAUGGGCCCCUGUGGAGAGUUGAGAUAUCCAUCUUAUCCAGAAAGCAAUGGGACUUGGAGAUUUCCUGGAAUUGGGGAAUUCCAAUGCUAUGACAAGUACAUGAGAGCUUCACUGGAAGCAUCAGCAGACGCAGUGGGGAAGAAAGAUUGGGGAAGAAGUGGCCCUCAGGAUGCUGGCCACUACAACCAGUUCCCUGAAGAUACCGGGUUCUUCAGGAGAGACGGUACAUGGACCGCAGAAUACGGACAGUUCUUCCUAAAAUGGUACUCUGGAAAGCUACUUGAGCAUGGAGACAGAAUCCUAGCAGCUGCCGAAGGAAUAUUCCAGGGAACUGGAGCAAAACUCUCAGGAAAAGUAGCUGGAAUUCACUGGCAUUACAAAACAAGGUCUCAUGCGGCUGAAUUAACUGCUGGAUACUACAACACCAGAAAUCAUGAUGGCUACCUCCCCAUAGCCAGAAUGAUGGGCAAAUAUGGAGUUGUAUUGAACUUCACAUGCAUGGAGAUGAAGGACAGGGAGCAGCAAGGGCAUGCAAAUUGCUCCCCAGAAGGCUUGGUCCGGCAAGUAAAGAUGGCGACUAAGACUGCAGGAACAGAACUUGCUGGAGAGAAUGCACUGGAGAGGUAUGAUUCCAGCGCCUAUGCACAAGUUUUGGCAACAAGCAGGUCAGAUUCUGGCAAUGGGUUGAGCGCAUUUACAUAUCUAAGAAUGAAUAAAAGGCUGUUCGAAGGGGAUAAUUGGCGAAGCUUGGUCGAAUUUAUAAGGAACAUGUCAGAAGGCGGCCGGAACAGACUUCCAGAGUGUGACUCUAGCGGGACAGACCUUUACAUUGGAUUUAUCAAAAAGAAGAAAGAUGUUGCGAAGACAAUGGAGGCAGCUCUUGUGUAAACAAAUAUGUGCCUGUUUAUAUGUGAUGGUGCAUAGUUUUAAUGCGUUGCAAGGUAGGGGAGAAAAGGAAGAUAGAGCAAAAAAAAUCAUAUAUAUGCUUUUACAUACAUAGCCUAGUUUUGGCAAAAUCUGCCAAGGCUAGAAAAGAAUAAAAAGGAGUUUCCCACUCUCCAUGUCAUAAGCCAGUUUUAUUACAGUCCUGGCUAGAGAGAAGUGGAAGUUAGUUCAUCAUUUCAAGGGUUGCUUGUCUUAAGUCUGAACACAGUGAUUGAAUCACUUAAUAUGUUUCUUUUGAAUUUUAAUGGAUCUAUUUCUUAUCCUUA
This is a messenger RNA of Vitis riparia (riverbank grape), 1990 nucleotides long. RefSeq names its product beta-amylase 3, chloroplastic. The record is from RefSeq and is a predicted model, not a curated record. Gene Ontology annotation, biological process: polysaccharide catabolic process. The coding region runs from base 36 to 1667 and encodes 543 amino acids. Lineage: Eukaryota; Viridiplantae; Streptophyta; Magnoliopsida; Vitales; Vitaceae. The transcript has 4 exons. Gene Ontology annotation, molecular function: beta-amylase activity.